UUUAUUUUUUCCAUUUUUAAUUUAACCUAAUGCACUAAUAUAAAUAGGACUAUUUUGAGGAGGCCAACUCACGAACAAGAUAUACUUCUCACAGAUUUUCACGUUUUGACUCUGUAGAAUACAAACCCACAGAACCUCUCACUUGUAUAUAUUCUCCAUCCAAAGUCAUUCUUUUUUUUCCUGUUAGCACUAUGCACCAUAUAGUAGCCAAACUCCAUAACCUGUAAAUCACCAAUUAACCACUCACAAAUUCAACUCUCCCAAAUGAUUCUCAUGAACACGGGAACAAAACCGAAUCGUCAGCGAUAACGAAAUCGGUAGGGGCUGAACAAACAAACUCCAGCCCUCCCCUAAAAGAACUGCUCCGUCACCGACGAGAUCAUGGCUGCGCACGAAUCCGCUGUACCCACCAGGGUUACUCUUCAAAUAACUUUCGACUACGCGCCCGAUCAAGACUCAAAGCUAAGUAUUUAAUUUAUCUUAAAGUCUAUUUUAUUUCCUUUUGAUUUUAGGGUUUGCCCUUAUAUUUUUCGAACUGUGCAUACACUCACUCCUUUCUAUGCCUUACCUUUUUGCCUUUUCAGGGUUAGUCUCAAGGCAUCCUCCGUCCGCCAACCAUGUCAGAUCAAAUUCAAAAUGCAAAAGCUAAGUACCUUUUGAUUUAUUUAUUCUUAAUUUCUUUAUCUCUUAUUUUUUUAUUAGGGUUAGCAAUGUUCGCCUCCGAACCGAUAAUGCACUCACCCCUCUGUUUAUUCUUUCUUUUCCAAUUUUCAGGGUUUGUUAAAUUUCCAAAGCUACGAACAUUGGUAACCCUAAACCCUGUCUCCAAUUAUUACUUGUGUUAAACCUUUUGCUUUUAAUUAUAUCCCGCUGGUUUCGAUUCCCCUCUCCUCCGCUGGUUACAAUUUCCCUUCCCCAUUAUUACUGUUAAUAUUUAUUGCGUGGUUAGUAAUCCUAGGGAGUGCAAGUCUUAAUUAAUUAGAAUCACCUAAUUACAAGAUAAUUUUCUGAAUUUAAUCACGUGAUUGUUACACCCACGCACGCUUUUGGGGUAACCUCUCUGUUGCCUUGUUGCCUGUUGCCUUGUGUUUUUUUGCAGAAUAAGCCAUGUCCCUCGAAUACAAGGAUACCUCAGCCAUGCUGCCUCGAUAAAUAAAGGUCAUACGACCCUAAUGAUGCUGCCUUCGAUACACUAUAUGACCUCGACCCUCGAAAGUUGCCUACGGAAAAGGCUGAGGUAUCCUCUGGUUGCCUACGAAUAAGGGUGUUCUGGUCCUUCCCUUAGACUACCUGCCUCCAUAUGGCAUGGGUCAGUCUUUGGCGAAUGAUAACGCGAUGACCCUUCAACCUCCAAAUGAAAGGCUUCCUGCCCUCUUAUGGCAUGGAUAGACCCUUUCACCUUGAAAGGCUAAAAGAAAUAUUUUCUACAUUAUUAAGGAAAUAUAUAAAGAGUAUGCACAAAAUCAGCGCAAGAAGCACUGACUCAGAAGGUUCAGCAUGCAACAUCAGAACAUGCUCUCGCAAGACAUCAGAAGAUGGUCAAGCAGAAUCAGAACAUGGUCUAUUGAAGCAUCAGAAGAACUUAAGAUCAGAAGCAGAAGCACUGAAGUUCUCAUGGUAUCACGCUUGAAUCACUUCAAAGUCAGAAGACAAGAAGAUGCUCUGCACCAAGCUGUUUGACUUUGAUAUAUUCAAACGUUGUAUCUACAAAGAUCAGAUUAGAAGCAAGUACAAGAUGGCAGGCUACGCUGACUAACAAAAGGAACGUUAGAAGCUAUUAAAGGCAAAGUCAGUUAAAGCAGGAAAAGCAAGGCUCGAGGUAGUUGACAAAAGAGUGAAACAUUAAAUGCAAUGCUGUACGGAUCACGCAACGCAUUAAAUGCUCCCAACGGUCAUCUUCUCAAAACGCCUAUAAAUAGAAGUUCUGAUGAGAAGCUGAACACAAUACUCUACACAAACAUACAGAAACGCUGUCAAAGUGAAAAGCUCUCAAAACUUCAUCUUCAACCUCACUUCAUUACUGUUGUAAUAUCUUAGUGAGAUUAAGCUUAAACUUAAGAGAAAUAUCACAGUUGUGAUUAUAGCUUAUUAAGAAGCAUUGUAAUACUCUUGUAAGAAUUUGUUUACAUUAAUUUGUAAAAGGUUCCUAGAGUGAUAAAGGUGUGAUCAGAAUACUCUAGAAGACUUAGAAGGUAUCUAAGUGGAAAACCAUUGUAAUCAAGGUUGAUUAGUGGAUUAAAUCCUCAGGUGAGGUAAAUCACUCUAAGGGGGUGGACUGGAGUAGUUUCGUUAACAAUGAACCAGGAUAAAAAUCGUUGUGCAAUUGUUUUUAUCUUAAGAGUUUUUAAAGUCACACUUAUUCAAACCCCCCCCCCUUUCUAAGUGUUUUUCUAUCCUUCAAUUGGCAUCAGAGCGUCGGUUCUAAGGUGCAAGCACUUAACCGUGUUUAGAAAAGAUUCAAGAAGAGAAAAACACUAAGUCAAGAUGGUUGAAACUCCACCACCUACAUCUAUAUCUGGCUCCGCUGAGCAACACAAUGGAAAUGGUAACAAUGGUUACACUAGACCACCAGUAUUCGUUGGUGAAAACUUUGAAUAUUGGAAAGAUAAACUUGAAAGUUACUUUCUUGGUUUAGAUGGUGACUUAUGGGAUCUUCUGGUGGAUGGUUACAAACAUCCAGUGAAAGCUAGAGGAGUUAAGCUGACAAGACAAGAAAUGAGUGAUGAUCAAAAGAAAGAAUUCAAAAAUCAUCACAAGUGUAGGACUGUUUUGCUGAAUGCUAUCUCUCAUGCUGAACAUGAGAAGAUAUCUAACAGGGAAACUGCCUAUGACAUAUAUGAAUCAUUGAAAAUGACUCAUGAAAGAAAUGCCCAAGUCAAGGAGACCAAAGCUCUUGCCUUGAUCCAGAAAUAUGAAGCCUUCAAGAUGGAGGAUGAUGAAAACAUUGAGAAAAUGUUCUCAAGAUUUCAAACGUUAACUGCUGGAUUAAGAGUUCUUGACAAGGGAUAUACUAAAGCUGAUCAUGUCAAGAAGAUCAUUAGAAGCUUGCCUAGAAGAUGGGGCCCAAUGGUGACUGCAUUCAAGAUAGCAAAGGAUCUGAAUGAAGUCUCUUUGGAAGAGCUGAUCAGUGCCCUGAGGAUUCAUGAAAUAGAGCUGGAUGCUAAUGAACCUCAGAAGAAAGGUAAGUCUAUUGCAUUAAAAUCUAAUUAUAAAAAAUGCACUAACGCUUUUCAGGCUGAAGAAGAAGAUUCUGAAGAAUCAGAAUCAGAAGAAGAAGAUGAACUGUCCAUGAUCUCCAGAAGGGUAAACCAACUCUGGAAGAGCAAGCACAGGAAGUUCAAGAACUUCAAAAGUUCUAAGAAGCUUGAAAAAAGAGAAUCUUCUGGAAGCAGAAGAUAUGACAAGAAGAAGCUCACUUGCUUCGAGUGCAAUGAGCCAGGUCACUACAAGAGUGAGUGUCUAAAGCUUCAGAAGGAGAAGCCCAAGAAGAAGUUUCAUAAGAAGAAAGGUCUUAUGGCUACUUGGGAUGAUUCAGAUUCAUCAGAAUCAGACUCUGAAGGCGAGCAGGCAAACAUUGCACUGAUGGCCACAGUUGAUGAUGGAUCAGAAUCUACAUCAGAAUCAGAUUCUGAAGAGGUAUUUUCUGAACUAUCUAGAGAAGAGUUAGUUUCCAGUUUAACAGAACUUCUGGAACUCAAGGCUCAUCUUAGUAUCAAAUACAAAAAGCUGAAAAAGAUAUUUGAUUCUGAAACUAAGAAGCUGGAAAUGGAAAAUUCUGAACUGAAGGAAAAUUUUUUAAAAUUAUCCAAAGAUAUUGGAUCUCCUUCUGACUCAGAAAAGUCCAUUCCUAGUCUGAACCAUAUUCUGAAAGAAUAUGACUUGAGCUUUAGAAAGUUCUUAUCUAGAAGUAUUGACAGAAGUCAUCUUGCUUAUAUGAUAUAUGCUGUUUCUGGAAACAAGAGAGUUGGCGUUGGUUAUGAGGGUGAUACCCCAUACAAACUUGAACCUGUUGAUGAUAUGAAAAUCACAUACAAGCCAUUGUAUGAUCAGUUCAAGUACGGCCACUCCCAUGUGUCGCUACCGCGAAAAUUAACAGAGUCGCCACUAAUAUAUUUACCCUGAAAAGGAAGGGAAUGCCAGCAAACCACAAAACAAAACAACGGUCUCACGACCAGAGAAAAAGGGUAAGGGAGUCAGUUACGCGAGGGGAAGGUGCUAGCACCCCUCGCGCCCAUCGUACUCGAUGGUAUCCACGCAUGUGUCUAAAUCUAUGGGUGUGUAACAAAUCUACGCUAAUGAAUGCAUAAUGUAGGGAAAAGAAAGGAUUGUGCUCGCACGGGCCCUACCCCGCUGCCUACGUAUCUGUUUUGCAGAAUCAGAGCUACCGUAGCUCGGCUAACUAAUUUCUGUUUGUUUUGUGUUUUUUAGGUGAACGAGUUACAUUCACACUCCGCUGCUCGACCUUUGGAGGCUUACGCUUGGGAAUGGAGCGGAAAUAACAAGCUCUUAAGAAAAGAAAAUCAAAGAGUGUGGUUUGUGUUUUAAAAGAUGCAUGAGGAAAACCUAAGCUAAGGGGGAAAGCUUGCUACCUAAUGUUAUCAUACAAAGGGUAUCAGUCUAAACUAAACUAAUCAACCUACGAGGGAAAAGGGAAGCAAACAAUGAGCACACAAACGAGCAUCCGCUCGUAAAGCAAACAAACCAACGGUACUGACCGAGUGGUAGAAAAGCGGUCCCGCCAUAGCCAAGGGGAGCAGCUCAACCCAAGUCAACCAAGCAUUAGACCUCGCGAAAAUGAUCGGGCCAUAGACAAGAGGGCGGACCCCUCUCAGCAACCAAGCCGUCACGGAUCGUAAAGGAAAACGGUGCGUGUGUACACCGAGCAUCAACGUCGAGCAACGCGAGCUAUAGGAAAGGCGGGGGUCCGGCUGCAUGAACCCUUUUCCUGACAUACUCGAUAACAAGAUCUUGUGCAGGUUCAAAAGCAAGCUACACGUGGCGUGCGCAUACUGAACAGACUCGAUGAGACUAGGCGGGGGUUGAUUGCUAACCCUUUCCGCAUGCUUUCCAUGAGGACUUAACGGAGUGCCAUAUAGGACUUAUUACACCGUGACUCCCUGCCGCAAAGCACAAAUGUAAACACACCAACAAAAACAGAGCCUCUUUCGAGGGCUUGGCCAGAUGCAUGUCUAGGUCCUACUUCUCAUGUUAAAGGAUGAUGCGAGAAAGCGAUAAAGUGCGAGAAAAGUAAAAUGAAACGGAAUCAAUACCAAACGGAUGAUGAUCCGUAAACCAAAGCGAAGAGAGCGAGUGAACUAGGAUCCCGCGAGCGAGCUAGCAAAAGCAACAGCAAACAUGUCAGCACUCCGAUUAAAAUCCGCAUAAGCAAUCAAGAGUCGGCGCGAUGAAAGUAAAUCACGCGCCAACGUGUGCAUCGGGCACAAAGAAUACCAUACACCUGCAAGGGAAACAGAAAUCCGGACAAGCAAGUAUAAUGAUAAAGGAUGCGUGUAGAAACGCGAAUCAGAGAGAGGAUAAAUGUCGUGUCCCGCAAAUAAAGCGGAACACGAGAGCGGGCAUCGACCAGAGCCUCCAUGUUGCCUUGCAUACUAGCACACACGUUAGAGAUAACAAGACACCGCAAUCGGAAUUGCGUUAUUGCAUUAUAAGCUGAACCGGAAAUGGAUAACGGAAUUGAAAGUGAAAACAUAACAAAAGCGAAUAAGAAGAAACAUGAGAUAGUAUUCAAAAGCAAAUCAAAUAUGUACACUAAAACUAUGGAAGCCAACACAAGUAUUUACAUGCACAACGGUACACCGAAACGGCAAAACCGGGUAAAAACAGUGAAAACUAAAAUUGUCAGAAUUAAGCCAAAAUUUUAUUGCAAGGUUAAAACGUGCUAAAGAAGUCAAAUAUGCAAUCAGAAAUUACAAAAUCGGCUCGGAAGCACGACUUUCAAGACGGGGCAGAAGCAAAAACGGUAAAAAAAGUCGGCCGAAACUGAAAAUAAAACUCACCAUCAGCUCUAAAAAUAUUAUUCCACUCAAGAAACAUUAUUCACAUGAUCAAAAACGAUAAGCGGUUCAAAAGAUAUGGUAUUUUGAAGUGAAACCGACACACCGCGUCUAUUUACAAAAUUGAGAAGAAACGGAAAAUUAGCAUAACAACUCAGCAACUUUCAGCACAUAUUAACCACAAAAAACAGUACAAAAUCUCAUCCAAAUAUUUAACAAUCAAGCACGAAUGAAAUCAAAACAAUUGAACUAAAAUCAACCAACACUUUUUUAUGCAUUUUGAAUAUUCAACAACAAGCAAACUCAAAAUAAUUUUCUGCAUUAUCGACUCAUUUAAAUUCCACAUUUCCCUAUGCUAAAUUAACAACUAAAUCAACAAGCAAACAACGAUCAAAGAACACAACAAUAGUCAAGACUUUUUCACACUUUCAUGAGUCAAUCAACCAAGGAAUACUACAAUAUCAAUUCAUAAAAAAAAACUGCAUUAGCAACCUAUCAUGUUAUCAAAUUUCUAGUCAUUUUCUUGUGCAAACAACCACUACAAAUAGCCAUUAAUUUCCAGCAAUUUUAUUCAUCAAUUAGAGGCUCAAAAUCAUGUUUAGAACAACAAUUAAGCACCUAUUUAUGAACCACACUAUUAUGAACCAUCAACCAAAAUUCUCAUGAGUUUUCUUGUAGCACAAACACAUUAAUGCUGUCCUUUAAAACAGAAUUCUGCACUAUCAUAUAAGUUCAAUCAAAACAGCCACAAUAUUGUCAUCAGCAAUUAAUCAAUUCGGCACAAGUGUUAGCAAUGAAUAAGUGUUAUCAUGUUUUGCAAUUCAUGAGGCACAAGCAUACACACUUUUAGAACAUGGAACACAACAAUGAGAAUGCUUCCAAACAGCAAGAAUGACUCCCAAUAUUUAGCCGAAAUCCACAUGGAAACUCAUUAUCUAAUGCCUAAACUCAAGCAUGGAUACACAAGAAAAGUCAAAUUCAAGCAUAUAGACACACAAUGAUUAUCAUGCCCAAAACUCAAACAAUGUGUAUUAUCAAUAUCAACUUAAUUAUCAACAACUCAUUUUCCUUUUAUGAACAAUCAAAAUUACUUAUCAUCAUGUAAAGUCUAGCACUAGUUAACAGCAACAAUUAGGCAACAAACACUAGAAAAAAACUGCACUAUUUUAUCAUUCAAACAACUUCAAGUAUUAACACAUUACAUGAGUUAUUUCCACAAUCAAGCUUCAAGUAAUAGCAAGAACAACAACAUUUAAUUUCCAGCUUUAUUCAACACCAACUAUGCUCAUGUUUUUCAUCCAAAACUAAAAGAAAAUCAAGCACUAAACAGAACCACAACAUUUAGUUUCAAUCGCAACUUUUAUGAGCUUUCUCCAAGCAAUUUCAAUUUAACCAAUAUCACAAAUGGAACCCUCAGCAUUUUGAUUAAUUCACAUCCAUCUUAACAACGAAAAUCAUCCUCACAUACUCAAAAAAUUCAUUCGUAAAUCAACAGCACCAUCACCUCAACUCAUCUCAGACAUUAAGCAACAUUAUCAUAGCAAUUCAACAACAAGGAAAACUCAACAUCAGCUUAAUUCAGUUUGACCCUUGCUCAAGAGCCAAUCAACAACAAACAUCUUCCAAAUCCAAGACCGAUAAGCAUACAAUAUCUAUGAGCUUCAACAAUCAUUACUACACACACUAACAACAACACCGACAUUAUGAAACAGCCACAAUGAGUAUGCAUUAAGAUGCAACAAUUCAAUUAUUCCAUACUAACUAUAUCAUCAUCGUCUACGCAUUGAUUCAAUUUCUCAACAAUUAGUAACCGUGCAACAAUUAUAGUUCAGGUAUUUGUUCAAACACCUAAUCUACUACAAUAUACACUUCAUGAGAAUUCAAGUAAUCAAACCAUUACAAUUAUCCAUUACAUCACAACCAGUAGAUGGAGAUUUGAAAAUUACCGAAAUCAGACGAUGAAGAAAAAACGAAGAAAAUUGCAACUGGAGAGGAAACACCGUGGCCGGAAUGUGAUCGGAAAGGACAAGUCUCGUGGCUGAACCACAGUCGAAAACGGAGUGGAGACGGGAAGAACAAAUCAACGACGAAGGGAGUGGAUUGGCCACGGAUUCGUAGCGACUCCGGUGAGAUGAAGGCGGAGGAUGACGGCCGGAGAAGAGAGUGUGAACUUCAAUCCAUUCUUGUUGUUGUGUUCUUCAGAAAAUUCAUGUGUUCGUGAGUGAAAUUCAAGAGAAAAUGAAAUUUGAUGCUAGAGAGUUGAGAGAGAAUUGAGAGAGCCUUUUUCUGAAUUUUUUGGGUGAGAUUGAAUUUAUGUGUUAUUGAAGAAUGUUAUGAACUUCAUAGUGUUCUUGAAUUUUUUGUUACAAUUUUUGGUGUUUUGAUUCUAGAAAGAAGGGAGGGAAAAUUGGAUUUUUGUUUGUGAGAUGAGAGAAAGAAAAUUGAGAAUAUUGGGUGAAUUGAAGUUAUGAGAGAAAAGGAGGGAAAAUUGUUUAUAUAGUGUAAGUGGUGAAAUGUCAAAAAUGCCCCCGACAUAUCUCUUUUUUGCUCGUUUUCGGAGAAAUGUGACUCGGUGCAAAAUCCAGAAACGGUACCAACGUCAUCUCGAAGAUGACUAAAUUUAUGACUCGUAGCCGCGAGAAUCGUCUCAAUCCGACAAACGGUGAGGAAAUUAUGCGCGUUUGAAUGACGAGAAAAGUCGGUUCAUCUGGUGCGACUGUGCAGAAUUCUGCGAGUACCGUUCAGAAAACGUGAUAAAACUCAAACUUCGGCUCGGAAUCUGACUUAGCACGUGUGACAAAGAAUCGAAGAUAACGAAAUUUCCGAGAAAAUGCCGCCGGAAUGGACUCCAUACGAUAAAAAUCGAAGAAGUUAUGAAUUUUCAAACUCGGCGCGACACACUCGAAAACACACUUUUUACCGAAAGAUUGCGACGUUCCUUAAAAUGCUGGGCACUUUUGGUGCAUAAUCGGCCGAUGGUCCGAACAUAUGAAAUCUUGGUAAUGAUGGCACGGAUCCCCAGUUAAAUUUUCAAUCGAAUCCGAAUGGCGGAUUAGGAGAUAUGAAUUUUUUAUUGUCUGAAAACCUGCGGUUCAGCACCAUUUUUCACUGU
Molecule: messenger RNA, 9126 nt
Organism: Vicia villosa (hairy vetch)
Lineage: Eukaryota; Viridiplantae; Streptophyta; Magnoliopsida; Fabales; Fabaceae
Exons: 3
Coding region: 2485-4122 (545 amino acids)
Molecular function (GO): zinc ion binding; nucleic acid binding
Source: RefSeq, a predicted model, not a curated record